This is a messenger RNA of Triticum aestivum (bread wheat), 2278 nucleotides long. RefSeq names its product receptor-like protein 2. The record is from RefSeq and is a predicted model, not a curated record. Bases 317 to 2278 code for a protein of 653 amino acids. Gene Ontology annotation, molecular function: protein binding. The transcript is spliced from 3 exons. Lineage: Eukaryota; Viridiplantae; Streptophyta; Magnoliopsida; Poales; Poaceae.
GCCCAGUUUCAACUACUUGCAGAAAUUUCAAAUUAGUUGAUUGCAUCCAUUUGCACGGCUUCAGACUAAGUCACUGCUCCUCUUCAGUCUUCAGCUUCCAAAAGUAUAGCUUUCCUCAAAACAAGAGGAAAUCUUAGCUACCUAUUUGCACAUGUUCGUCCAGUUUACAUAAGGUGCCAAGCCAUUGAGUGCCACACCAUCAUCCUAUUCCUGUUUUCCUCAUGGCUUCAGUACUAAAAACCUCAGGCGGCUUUUAGUAUUGUUCAGAGCAGUACAACUAGCCAGAUGGUUUUCAGGCGAGAUUCAUGAGAACACCAUGCAAGAGCUCCCUUCCUCGCCCAGAAACAGCAAAAGUUUAUCCAUGCCUUUCCUUGAACUUGCUGCUGGCCUCCUGCUCUUCUUUGCCUCUCCUACCAGCUCCUGCACGGAGCAGGAGAGUAGCUCUCUCAUCAACUUCCUAGAUGGGCUCAUGCCAGAUGGCAACGGUGAUCUCAACGAUUCAUGGGUGAAUGGCACAAACUGCUGCAAAUGGGAAGGCAUCCUCUGCAGCAGCGAUGGGACAGUCACAGAUGUCUUGCUGGCCGCCAGAGGUCUUAAAGGGGGCAUCUCGCCAUCCCUCGUCAAUCUUACAGGCUUGUUGCACCUAAACCUGUCCCAUAAUUCGCUUGAAGGCAGUCUACCAAUAGAAUUAGUUUUCUCCAGAAGCAUUAUUGGCCUCGACGUCAGCUUCAACCGCCUCAAAGGUCAUCUACAAGAGAUGCAAUCCUCAAACCCCAGCCUUCCUCUCCAGGUACUGAAUAUCUCAAGCAAUUCCUUCACAGGACAGUUCCCAUUAACAACAUGGAAGGUGACGAAGAAUCUGGUUGCUCUUAAUGCAAGCAAUAACAGCUUUACAGGACAAAUACCAUCUUCUAUCUACAUCAAUGCCCCAUCAUUUGCCAUGCUUGAUCUCUCAUAUAACCAAUUCAGCGGCAAUAUUUCUCUGGGGCUUGGCAGUUGCUCUAUGCUGACAGUGCUCAAAGUUGGCCACAACAACCUUGUUGGAGCUCUCCCUGACGGACUCAUCAAUGCUACCUCACUGGAGCACAUCUCUUUAGCCAACAAUGGUUUGCAAGGAGUUCUUGGUGGUUCCCAUAUAUUCAAAUUAAGCAGUCUGACUGUCCUUGAUCUUGGAUCGGCUGGUCUCAGUGGCACGAUUCCAGCUUCUGUCGGCCAGCUAAGAAGAUUAAAGAAACUCUACUUGGAUCACAACAAUAUGUCUGGUGAACUGCCAUCGGCCCUAGGUAACUGCUCAAAUCUCGGAUACAUUACCCUCAGAAACAACAGUUUUACCAGGGAUCUUAGCAAAGUCAAUUUCACCAUGUUGGAUCUGAGGACAGCUGAUUUUUCAUUGAACAACUUCACUGGUACAAUUCCUGAAAGUAUCUACUCAUGCACCAACCUAGUUGUGUUACGCCUGGCUUUCAAUAAAUUUCAUGGCCAGUUCUCACCAAGCAUUGGAAAUCUCAGGUCCCUCUCCUUCUCAAUUACCGGCAACUCUUUUACAAAUAUCACAAAUACACUUCAGAUGCUCAAGAGAUGCAAGGAUCUCACCUCCCUGAUGAUGGGAAGCAAUUUCAAGGGUGAAACCAUACCACAUGAUGAAACAUUUGAUAGUUUUGGGAAUCUUCAGGUAUUGACCAUAGACGAUUGCCCAUUGACCGGACAAAUACCUCUUUGGAUAUCAAAGCUUGCAAAAUUGGAGAUGCUAGAUUUAUCAUUAAAUCAACUCACUGGACAAAUACCAUCCUGGAUUGAUGAACUGGGCUUCCUGUUCUUUCUAGAUAUAUCAAGCAACAAACUUACAGGGGAUAUACCAGCUGCAUUGACAAAGAUGCCAAUGUUACUAUCAGAGAGAAAUGCUGCCAAGUUGGACACAAGGUUCCUUGAGUUGCCUGUAUUUUGGACGCCAUCACGUCAAUACCGGACGGUCGGUGCUUUUCCCAGCAAAUUGUGUCUGGACAACAAUAAUUUUACUGGUGUAAUUCCCCCUGAGAUUGGUCAGCUACAAAUGCUCGACAUCCUGAAUUUAAGCUCCAAUAGCUUAACUGGUGAAAUACCACAAGAAAUCUGCAACCUCACAAACCUGCAAAUUCUUGAUCUGUCGAACAACCAGCUCACAGGUGAAAUAGCACCAGCCAGCCUGGUUGAUUCUGAUCAAGUGCAAGGUUGUAAAUGUUCCAUCGGAUCACCUUGUAGCAAAAUCAUGUCCCUCCCUUUCUCAUCCAAAGGCCCAUAA